AUGGGCGAAAUCGGCCUCAACGACUACAGCUUCGCUGUCUUCGGAAUGACCCUGCCACAGCUCAGAUCCAUCGUCCCCGACGUCGUCAAAACCAUCGCCGCGGCCACUGAGGCGCUACUCGGGCAGGGGGCGAAGACCGUGGUGGUCCCCGGGAUCCCGCCGCUGGGAUGCAUGCCGCCGAAUCUGGUCUUCUUCCCCAGUAACGAGACGGCAGGCUACGAGUCCAGCACCGGAUGCCUGAAAGGCCUCAACGAGAUAGCCAGGCACCACAACUCGGAGCUGCGGAAGGCCCUCGACACGGUCCGGGGAAACCACCCAGAUGCCCGGGUCAUCUACGCCGAUUUCUUCACCCCCGUCAUCGAGAUGGUGGAGUCUCCCUACAAAUUUGGGCUUACCACGGAUGUUCUGAGUUGUUGCUGCGGUGGAGGUGGCAAGUACAACUUCAACAUAAGCGCCGGUUGCGGUAUGCCAGGCGCCACGGUGUGCCAGGACCCGUCUCAAUAUCUCUACUGGGACGGCCAUUUCACCGAGGCAGCCCACCGCUAUAUUGCCAAAGGCUGGCUAAACAGCAUAAACAGUUGCAAACCCUGGUAG
Triticum turgidum subsp. durum (durum wheat) is the source of this 594-nucleotide messenger RNA. The record is from the annotation of a GenBank genome assembly. NCBI's taxonomy places the organism in Eukaryota, Viridiplantae, Streptophyta, Magnoliopsida, Poales, Poaceae.